Zychaea mexicana is the source of this 1559-nucleotide messenger RNA. Its product is annotated as pectin lyase fold/virulence factor. The transcript is spliced from 5 exons. Bases 279 to 1436 code for a protein of 385 amino acids. Gene Ontology annotation, biological process: carbohydrate metabolic process. Lineage: Eukaryota; Fungi; Mucoromycota; Mucoromycetes; Mucorales; Lichtheimiaceae. The record is from RefSeq and is a predicted model, not a curated record. Gene Ontology annotation, molecular function: polygalacturonase activity.
AGUGGAUGCGGAUUUUUACGUCGGGAUUAUUCAUCCUUUACGCCGUGUUGCCCGUGGUAAUUGUCGCUCUAGUAAUAGUCAUAGCAGUAGUAGCAGUUAUCAUUGCUUGAUCACAAUUAUCGUUGACACCCCAUCACCGUCGUCGUAACCGACCGCCAGCGAGAGGAUUUUCUUAUAAAAGGAGUGGGAGAAGGCGAUGUAGGAAGUGAAAUUAUUCAACAAGCCGAAUUACCUCUUUCCCAACCCAUUCCUUCCCCUCUAUCACUAUACGCAAACAAAUGAAGCUGUUCCAUAUCACUGCCGGUAUCGCCUUGCUCUUCGCAUCUGCUCCUGCAUUUGCCGCUCCCGCACGACGCGCUACUACGUGCACUAUCGAGAGCACGGGUGGUGGUGAUGACACGCCCAACAUUGUCAAGGCCUUUACGAACUGCAACAACGGUGGCACUGUCAAAUUUCCCAAGGAUGCCGAAUAUAACAUGGAGACCGUCAUUUACAUUGAAGAUCUUCAAGACAUCACUGUCGACUUCCAAGGCACCCUCAACCUGCCAAAGUACAACACCAAGUACGAAGAUGAGAAGGCCUUUAUCUACCUUCGUGGUGACAAUAUCCACUUUAGCGGUCCUGGCACUAUCAACGGCAACGGUCAAGGAUGGUACGAUGCUGUCAAUCGUAAAGCACCUCCUCUUUUCAAGCCCAGAGCUUCCAACUCGUACUUUGGCGGCUUCAGCAUUGUCAAGGCUCCUCGCUCCCACUUUAGCGUCAACAACUGUGAGAACGUUGUCUUUGAACACCUCAACAUUAACACUGUGUCGGACGACGAAGAAAAGGAUGCCCACAACACUGACGCGUUCGAUGUUUCUGAUUCGACCGGUGUUGUCAUCCAGUCUUCCACCAUUGUAAACGGAGAUGAUUGUAUCGCAGUCAAUGGAGGUGCCAAGAAUCUGACUGUCACUAACUUGGAUUGCACUGGAAGCCACGGUUUCAGCGUUGGCUCCCUUGGCAAGGACAGCUCCGAAACUGACGAAGUGUCCGACCUCAAGUUUAUCUCGAACGCUUGCCACGACUGCCAGAACGGUGUCAGAAUCAAGACUUGGCCCGGUGGCAAGGGUUCGGUUACCGGUAUUGUAUUCGACGACAUUAACCUGGAUAACGUCGAUAAUCCGAUCAUCAUCACCACCCAUUACUGUGACAACAACCAGAUGGAGUACUGCACUGGCCAAGAUUCUCAUUCGCUUACCAUCAGCGAUGUGACUAUCAACAACAUUUAUGGAUCGGCUUCGGAGCACAAGUACCCCGUCCUCAGCGUCGACUGCUCAACCGACACCCCUUGCAAAGAUUUCACCAUCACGAAUAUCAACGUAGAGCCCAGCUCUAAAACUACUGACAAUGUGUGUGUCAACCUCAAUGGAUCCGAUGAUAUCUCUUACUGCAACUGAAAAAACCACAACAUCAGUUAAUACUACGACCUAUAGUAACGAGAGGAAAUGUGCACCUUUUACCUUCUUUCACCCUUUACUAUAAAAGUGCUAAACACUUUAUUGAAUAAACCUACUUUUAAG